CGACUAGUGUUGACAAGCAGGUUUCUUUAAAAACUGAGCUGAUAAAAAUGUCCACUUGUAUGUUUUACACAGUGUAUUAUUUUUGAAUGAAAAGCUGCAGACAUGAAGAUCACAGACAGCGUGUUUCGGAGUUUCAGGGUUGCCAGAACAUUUCGACAAAAUUCCCAAAAAGUCAACUGUGUGGACUUCAGCCCAGAUGGUGAACAUGCAAUAUCAAGCAGCGACGACGACUGCAUUGUGUUGUAUGACAUCCGAGAGGGAAAACCUAAAGGGACCCUCUACAGCAAGAAGUAUGGAGUAGAUCUGAUCCGCUACACACAUGGAGAUACACAGACAGUGGUCUACAGCUCCAACAAACUAGACGAUACCAUCCGAUACCUUUCACUUACUGACAACCAGUACAUCAGGUAUUUCCCUGGUCACACUGCAAGGGUUAUAGCUCUCUCCAUGUCACCAGUGGACGAUACAUUUAUCUCGGGCUCUUUGGACAAAACGAUCCGGAUCUGGGAUCUGCGCGCUCCAAACUGUCAAGUAGGUUUGACUAAUCCACUGGGGAAACCUGUUUGUUCCUUCGACCCUGAUGGGCUGAUAUUUGCUGCAGGAGUGGAAUCACAGGCCAUCAAACUAUACGACCUGCGUGCUUUUGACAAGGGUCCCUUUGCCUCAUUUGAGACAAAGUUCAAUCGCGCCUGUGACUUGACUGGAGUCAAAUUCAGUAACGAUGGGAAACAAAUUCUCAUCUCAACAAACGGAGGGAUAAUUCGUGUCCUAAAUGCUUUCAAUGGAUCUGUGCUGCAUACUUUUUCUGGCUACAACAACAGUAAAGGCAUCUCCCUGGAGGCCUGCUUCACUCCUGACUCUCAGUUUGUCAUGAUCGGCUCAGAGGAUGGGAGAGUCCAUGUCUGGAGCACUGAGAGCGGGAUGAAGGUGGCUGUGCUGGACGGGAAACACUCAGGACCCAUCAACACGCUACAGUUCAACCCCAGAUACAUGACGUUUGCCAGCGCCUGCACUAACAUGUUGGUGUUAGAUUCAUACAGAGAGCCAGCGUACAGCUGGGACAAGGAUUACGACCAGUUCCUGCUCCCUCUGCUCACGCCUCAGGAACCCUGCUACAUCCUCUACCGUCUGGACUCCCAGAAUGCACAGGGGCACGAAUGGAUCUUCAUCGCCUGGUCACCUGACCAAUCACCAGUGAGGCAGAAGAUGGUGUAUGCAGCGACCCGCGCCACCCUGAAGAAAGAGUUUGGAGGAGGUCACAUUAAAGAUGAAAUGUUUGGCACCGUGGAGGACGAUCUGUGCUUCCAGGGAUACCUGCGCCACAUGUCCUCCUGCUGCUCCCCCGCCCCGCUCACAGCAGCCGAGCAGGAGUUACAACGAAUCAGAGUCACAGAGGUCAAGAUCAAACAAGAAGAGGCCAAGCGAGCUCUGCAGCAACUCAAGCAGAGACGCAUCAACUACAUACAGCUGAGGCUGGAUGUAGAGAAAGAGACCAUUGAGUUGGUUCACACCAAACCUACAGAGACCCACGAGCUUCCCUACAGGAUUCCCUCAGAUUCUCCUAGAUACCACUUCUUCAUCUUCAAACAUUCCCACCAGGGCCAGCGGCAGGAGGCGCUGGUGUUCAUAUAUUCGAUGCCUGGUUACACCUGUAGCAUCAAGGAGCGGAUGUUGUAUUCAAGCUGUAAGAACCGACUACUGGACGAGGUGGAGAAAGACUAUCAGCUGGAGGUCACCAAAAAGAUGGAGAUAGACAAUGGCGAUGGCCUGACAGAAGACUACCUGUACGAGGAGGUGCACCCGAUGGAGCACGCCUUGAAGCAGGCCUUUGCCAAGCCCCGCGGACCGGGGGGGAAGAGGGGCAACAAACGCCUCAUCAAGGGCGCUGGGGAAAACGGGGAAGAAAGUUAG
Trematomus bernacchii (emerald rockcod) is the source of this 1911-nucleotide messenger RNA. RefSeq names its product WD repeat-containing protein 82-like. Gene Ontology annotation, cellular component: cytoplasm; Set1C/COMPASS complex; actin filament. Gene Ontology annotation, molecular function: chromatin binding; actin monomer binding; actin filament binding. The record is from RefSeq and is a predicted model, not a curated record. Bases 103 to 1911 code for a protein of 602 amino acids. Lineage: Eukaryota; Metazoa; Chordata; Actinopteri; Perciformes; Nototheniidae. Gene Ontology annotation, biological process: positive regulation of neuron projection development; actin filament depolymerization; barbed-end actin filament capping. The transcript is spliced from 15 exons.